Molecule: messenger RNA, 6278 nt
Organism: Thalassophryne amazonica
Lineage: Eukaryota; Metazoa; Chordata; Actinopteri; Batrachoidiformes; Batrachoididae
Product: dihydropyridine-sensitive L-type skeletal muscle calcium channel subunit alpha-1-like
Exons: 45
Coding region: 250-5811 (1853 amino acids)
Biological process (GO): calcium ion import across plasma membrane
Cellular component (GO): voltage-gated calcium channel complex; membrane
Molecular function (GO): high voltage-gated calcium channel activity; calcium ion binding
Source: RefSeq, a predicted model, not a curated record
CAGCACGGCCAACUGCGCCUCCUGCCACUCUCAGCUCCUGUUAUCCUUUACUGCUUGGUGAUCUCUUUCUGUCAGAGGCCCUCAGGCAGGAGGAGAGGCCUUCGGCUGUGUGUGAGGAGAGAAGAGGAGCAGGAACAGGAUCAAUAACGGGCCGUUUGCAACUGGAAGUUAUUUUAUGGCUCUGUCCGGGAACAUACAUUCAGAAGACACAUUUUUCCAAGACUGAUCUCAUCUAAAGGAGACAUCGAGAUGGCAGCCAAUGCAGAUGCGGCCAAGCCGGUCAUCAUGAACGAAGAGGAGCUGAAGAGGAAGCAGAGGGAGAAGCUGAAGAAGCUCCAGGCCACGGGGGGUAACCCUCGACCCGCUCGCUCUCUGUUCUUCUUCACCCUCAAAAAUCCCUUCAGAAAGGCCUGCAUUAAGAUCGUAGAGUGGAAAACCUUUGAAAUCAUCAUUUUACUCACCAUCUUUGCAAACUGUAUAGCUUUGGCCAUUUUCCUGCCCAUGCCUGAAGAAGACACCAACAACACCAACUUAAGUUUGGAGAGCCUAGAAUACAUCUUCCUGAUCAUCUUUACUGUAGAGUGCUUUUUGAAGAUAGUGGCAUAUGGGUUUGUAUUCCACGAAGGGGCCUAUUUACGGAACUGUUGGAACAUAUUGGACUUUGUUAUCGUCUUCAUGGGUCUGUUCACCUUUGCCUUGGAUACCGUCAAUAAGAUAGCAGGUGUACCAAUGGAGAAAGGUGGAGGGUUUGACAUGAAGGCCCUGAGAGCGUUCAGAGUUCUGCGGCCCUUACGCCUCGUGUCUGGAGUUCCUAGCUUGCAGGUGGUGAUGAACUCCAUCCUCAAAGCAAUGCUACCCCUGCUGCACAUCGCCCUGCUUGUUUUUUUACUAGUCACCAUCUAUGCCAUCAUGGGACUGGAACUCUUCAAGUGCAAAAUGCAUAAGACCUGCUAUUAUACUGGCACAAAUAUCUUUGCCACAGCAGAAGGUGAAUUGCCAGCUCCCUGUGCUCAGGCUGGUAACGGCCGCCGCUGCAUCAUUAACGGCUCUGAAUGCCGGCCGGGCUGGGAAGGUCCAAACAAUGGCAUCACGCACUUUGAUAACAUUGGCUUUGCUAUGCUCACUGUCUACCAGUGUAUCACCAUGGAGGGAUGGACCAAAGUGCUCUAUUGGAUUAAUGAUGCCAUCGGGAAUGAAUGGCCCUGGAUCUACUUUGUACCACUUAUUCUGGUGGGUUCCUUUUUCGUGCUCAAUCUGGUUCUGGGUGUGCUCAGUGGAGAGUUUACUAAAGAGCGAGAGAAGGCCAGGUCACGGGGAGAGUUCCAAAAGCUGCGAGAGCGUCAACAGCUGGAUGAGGACCUCCAUGGCUACAUGGAGUGGAUCACUCAUGCUGAAGUGCUGGAUGCUGACCGAGAGGGCAAAGGACUCCUGCCUUUGACCAGUGGAGAUUCUGACACAGACAGCCUGUAUGAUUUGGAAGGCAAAAGUCGAAUCAUUUAUUACUACCGCUUGGCCAGGCGUUGGAAUCGUUUCUUCCGGAUGAAGUGCCUGAUUUAUGUGAAAACUAAUACCUUCUACUGGGUUGUCAUGUUCCUCGUCUUCCUAAACACUCUGACCAUAGCCACAGAGCAUCACCACCAGCCUGAGCGGCUCACUUCCCUACAAGAUGUUGCCAGUCGUGUGCUGCUGGUGCUGUUUGUCAUAGAAAUGUUUGUGAAGAUGUAUGCUCUGGGUCCCCGAGCAUAUUUUAUGUCUCUGUUUAACCGUUUUGACUUCUUUGUGGUGCUCUGUGGCAUCCUGGAGAUGAUCAUGUUGUCUGCGGGAGCCGUAACUCCCCUGGGUUUCUCUGUACUCAGGUGUAUUCGGCUGCUAAGGAUCCUCAAAGUCACAAAAUACUGGACCUCUCUCAGUAAUCUCGUAGCCUCUCUCCUCAACUCUGUGCGCUCCAUUGCCUCCUUGCUCCUCCUUCUCUUCCUCUUCAUUGUUAUCUUCUCCCUCCUGGGUAUGCAAGUGUUUGGGGGGAAAUUCAACUUUCCUGACCACAGACCCAGACGCAGUAACUUUGAUAACUUCCCUCAGGCCCUCAUCAGUGUGUUUCAAGUCCUAACAGGUGAAGAAUGGACUGCCAUCAUGAACAAUGGAAUCAUGGCUUAUGGAGGGCCUGUCAUUCCUGGCAUCCUGGUCAGCAUUUAUUUCAUCGUUCUCUUCGUCUGUGGAAACUAUAUCCUCCUCAAUGUCUUCUUGGCAAUCGCUGUUGACAACCUGGCCGAGGCAGAGAGUCUUACUUCAGCUCAGAAAGAAAAGGCUGAGGAGAAGUUGAGACGGAAGCUUCUGAGAUCCAAAAUGCCUGACAAGACCGAUGAGGAGAGGGAAAGGAUCGCUAAGAAACUGGCAGAACAGAGAGCAAAAAUAGAGGGCAUGCCCACAACAGCUAAGCUCAAAAUUGAUGAAUUUGAGUCAAACGUCAAUGAAGUGAAAGACCCGUUUCCACCUGCCGAUUUUCCAGGUGACGAUGAGGAAGUGGAGCCUGAAAUCCCAAUCAGUCCUCGGCCUCGACCGAUGGCCGAUCUUCAGUUGAAGGAAGAGGCAGUUCCUCUGCCUGAGGCCAGCUCCUUUUUCAUCUUUGGCCCUCAGAAUAAGUUCCGUAAGCUGUGUUACAAGAUUGUGAACGCCUCAUCCUUCACCAACUUAAUCCUCCUGUUCAUCCUGCUCUCAUCCAUCUCUCUGGCUGCUGAGGACCCCAUUGACCCCAAGUCCUACAGAAACCAGAUCUUGGCCUACUCUGACAUUGUCUUUACAACGGUGUUCACCAUUGAGAUUGUACUAAAGAUGACCGUGUAUGGCGCAUUCAUGCACAAAGGCUCCUUCUGCCGUAACUCCUUUAACAUCCUCGAUCUGCUUGUCGUCGGUGUGUCCCUGCUUUCUAUGGGAAUGGAAUCCAGCGCCAUCUCUGUGGUGAAGAUUCUCAGGGUGCUGAGGGUGCUGAGGCCUCUCAGAGCCAUCAACAGAGCCAAGGGGUUAAAGCAUGUGGUCCAGUGUGUGUUUGUGGCCAUCAAAACCAUUGGAAACAUUGUGUUAGUCACCAUGCUGCUCACCUUCCUCUUUGCCUGCAUCGGAGUCCAGCUCUUUAAGGGUAAAUUUUACAGCUGUACUGAUCCCUCCAAAAUGACUGCGGAGGAAUGCCAGGGAUUCUUCUUGAAGCACGUGGAGAAUUCCCUACAGGACACCGUGGUGGCUAAGAGAGAAUGGCUCAACAGUGACUUCAACUUUGACAAUGUGCUCCACGGCAUGCUGGCACUCUUUACUGUUUCUACUUUUGAGGGCUGGCCAAAUCUGUUAUACAGAGCCAUCGAUUCAGACAAAGAGGACAUGGGUCCCGUUUUCAACAACCGAGUGGACGUGUCCAUCUUUUUCAUCAUCUACAUCAUCCUCAUCGCUUUCUUCAUGAUGAACAUCUUUGUAGGUUUUGUCAUUGUCACGUUCCAGGAGCAGGGAGAGGAGGAGUACAAGAACUGUGAGCUGGACAAGAACCAGCGUCAGUGUGUGCAGUACGCCCUGAAAGCUCGCCCUCUGAGGUGCUACAUCCCCAAAAACCCUUACCAGUACAGGGUCUGGUAUAUCGUCACCUCCUGCUACUUUGAGUACCUCAUGUUCUUCCUUAUUAUGCUCAACACCCUGUGUCUGGGGAUGCAGCACUGCAACCAGUCAGACCAUGUGACCAAGCUGUCAGACACUUUGAACUUAAUCUUCACUGUGCUCUUCACAGUAGAGAUGAUUCUCAAACUCAUGGCCUUCAAAGCAAAAGGUUACUUUGGAGACCCCUGGAACGUCUUUGAUUUCAUCAUCGUCGUCGGCAGUGUUGUUGACGUCAUCCUGAGUGAGGUUGAUACUGCCCUGGCAUCCAGUGGAGGACUAUACUGUCUCCAUGGCUGUGCUGAGACAAAUCCAAUGCAAGUGAUUGCGGACUCUGAAAAUGCUUCUGUCUCCAUCACGUUCUUCCGACUGUUCCGUAUCAUGCGUCUGGUCAAGCUGUUGAACCGAUCAGAGGGUAUCCGUAACCUACUGUGGACCUUCAUUAAGUCUUUCCAGGCUCUGCCUCAUGUAGCUCUUCUCAUCGUGAUGCUCUUCUUUAUCUACGCUGUCAUUGGAAUGCAGAUAUUUGGAAAGAUAGCUUUGGUGGAUGGCACCCAAAUCAACCGCAACAAUAACUUCCAGACAUUCCCUCAGGCUGUUCUCAUGCUGUUCCGGUGUGCUACUGGAGAGGCUUGGGAGGAGGUCAUGAUGGCUUCUAUGUACGGGAAGAAGUGUGACCCCAAGUCUGAUUUUCUGCCAGGAGAGGAGUACACCUGUGGGUCCAACUUUGCUGUCUUCUACUUCCUCAGUUUCUACUGUCUCUGUGCCUUCCUGAUCCUCAAUCUGUUUGUAGCUGUCAUCAUGGACAACUUUGACUACCUGACUCGUGAUUGGUCUCUGCUGGGUCCACAUCAUCUGGAUGAGUUUAAGAAGAUCUGGGCUGAAUAUGACCCUGAAGCCACGGGGAGAAUCAAACAUCUGGAUGUGGUGACGCUGCUGCGACGCAUCCAGCCUCCGUUGGGUUUUGGGAAGUUCUGUCCUCAUCGUGCUGCGUGCAAGCGUUUGGUCGGCAUGAACAUGCCACUGAACGGUGAUGGCACUGUCACCUUCAACGCCACACUGUUUGCCCUGGUCAGGACCGCACUCAAGAUCAAAACAGAAGGUAACUUUGAGCAGGCCAAUGAAGAGCUGAGAGCCAUCAUAAAGCAAAUAUGGAAACGCACCAGCAUGAAACUGCUCGACCAGGUCAUCCCCCCGAUAGGAGAUGAUGAGGUGACUGUGGGGAAAUUCUAUGCCACCUUCCUGCUGCAGGAUCAUUUCCGUAAGUUCUUGAAAUGCCAGGAGGAAUACUAUGGUUACCGGCCCACGAAGAAGAGCGCUUCAGGUCCAGAGAUCCAGGCAGGUCUAAGGAGCAUAGAGGAAGAGGCGGCUCCAGAGAUGCACAGGGCCAUUUCAGGAGAUCUUCAAAAUGAGGAGGAGAUGGACAGAGCUAUGGACGAGGCUGGAGAAGAAGGCAUUUACCGACGUACACACGGCCUUUUUGGGAACCAGGUAGAACCAUUCUCGCCUGAGCCUGCCAAUGUUCACUCCACUCAGAUAACGAGCCAGCGGCCACUGAAGUUCUCAGAGAAUCAGCCCGAGUCACCGCCAGAUUCAGCUGGCUUCAUGCCUGCUGCUGACUUUUUCACUACACCUCCUCCAAAGAGUAACACCAACAACAACGCCUACGCAGAAUUUACUUUUGAAAGAGAAGGCAGUCCCAGCGAGUUUUACUGUCCUAGUGAAGAGGGCGAGCCAGGUAGUAAUAGGAGGUCUUGGAACUUUACAGUGAAAACUGACACAACUCAGUUUCCUUAUGCCCCCGACUACAAGGAUAGCCAGAGUCGCCGCUCCCACACUGCAGCUGACCAGCUGAUCCAGGAAGCUUUAGUAAAAGGGGGUCUGGUAUCCCUGGCCAGAGACCCAGGCUUUGUGUCUGUGACUAAGAAGGAGAUGGCUGACGCCAUGCAAAUCCCUAUAACUGAGAUGGAGAGCACCGCUCAGGGCGUUCUCAACAACCGCUCCAGCAGCAUGGCCUCAGCAAAAAAGAGACAACCCAUCCCUGUCCCUGCUCCAUCCUCUGAUCCUGUCACACAGGCUGAGCCAGCUGUGAGGAGAAAGAGACGUCCCAUCCCCAUGAUUCCCUCUGCUCCCGUGCAUUAUGCAGAGGCUCCUGCUGAGGGCGACACCAGUGUUUAGAGGAUCUGAUGCUAUCAUGCUACUUGUUGGUGGCUCCACCUCUUCAAAUCUGUAUCCAUCAGCCUGACUUACAAACCCAACAGGCUCUACUUAGAUAUAUUGUGAAAUGUGGUUUGUAUCUAUGGAAGCCUAACCACAAAAAAAUAUAUAUCUGUUAACUGAGGAAAAGCAUGUCUUCACAUUUAUAAGACAAAUAAAACCAGAAUGAUGCACUUCUUUCUUUGAACAUCCCGAGGUGAUCCAUUCCACAGACAUAUUAACAAGGAGUGAGCUGAACAUUAGUAAAGCCUUGCUCGUGAAGGUUGGACAGUGACUUUUGACUAAAAUGUCUGAAAAGAACUUUGAACAGGAGACAGGCAGAUUUUAAUGGUUGUAGUUCACUGACGAUGGGAAAAUGAGGCCAGAUUGCUGCAGCCUUGUCUGAGUUUCUCUGCGCUCAGGCCAAGUGAAUGUGUUGUUCACAUGGU